AUGAUGGACUACGAGGAUCAACAAACCGAACAACAACGGGAACAGGAACAGGAGCACCCAAGCCAACCGCCUAAAGCGUGGAGUUUGAGCGAUUUCGAGAUUGGUCGUGAACUGGGAACGGGAAAGUUCGGUCAAGUGUACCUUGCGCGUGAGAAAAGCUCGCGAAUGUAUGUGGCCCUGAAAGUGCUAGUGAAGGAGCAACUUAAGGCUGCGGGUGUAUCUCACCAAUUGCGAAAGGAAGUGGAGAUUCACUCCCGUAUUCGACACGAAAAUAUCCUGCCCCUGUUUGCCACUUUUCAAGACGCCACACGAGUUUACUUGGUAAUGAAAUAUGCUGGAGGUGGUGACCUCUACAAGAAAAUGCGUUCUAUGCCCGGACGACGGUUUCCUGAACGCCAAGCAAUGCUGUACACCGCCCAGCUUGCGUGCCAUCAACAACACGUGAUCCACCGCGAUAUCAAACCUGAGAACCUUCUUCUAUCUCAGGAGGGUACAAUCCAGCUUGGCGAUUUCGGUUGGUCUUCUGCUAACGUGACGGCGGCUAAUCGCCGCGAUACUCUAUGUGGCACCUUGGAUUACCUGUCGCCUGAGAUGAUUCGGGGCGAGAAAUACGACGAAUCGGUCGACAUUUGGGCUGUCGGAAUCAUUAUGUACGAGCUGCUGGUGGGCAAGCCUCCGUUCGAAGCGCCAGGACAAAACGAGACCAUCGAGCUCAUUACCGAAGGCCAACUUCGUGUCCCUCCCAUGGUGUCACUGGCAGCGAAGGAUUUGAUCACGCGGAUCCUGCAGAAGCUACCGGAGAGGCGUCUCUCGCUGCAGGAGAUCAAGGCUCACCGCUGGUUUGCUCCGCUUGCUAUCCGUCAGCGAUCCGCCAGACGUGGCGGCCAUUAG
Phytophthora infestans T30-4 is the source of this 891-nucleotide messenger RNA. Its product is annotated as protein kinase, putative. Gene Ontology annotation, biological process: mitotic spindle organization; protein phosphorylation; regulation of cytokinesis. Gene Ontology annotation, cellular component: spindle pole centrosome; spindle microtubule; spindle midzone. Lineage: Eukaryota; Oomycota; Peronosporomycetes; Peronosporales; Peronosporaceae. The transcript is spliced from 9 exons. Gene Ontology annotation, molecular function: protein kinase activity; ATP binding. The record is from RefSeq and is a predicted model, not a curated record. The coding region runs from base 1 to 891 and encodes 296 amino acids.